Messenger RNA from Pochonia chlamydosporia 170, 1497 nucleotides. RefSeq names its product trichodiene oxygenase. The transcript has 5 exons. Gene Ontology annotation, molecular function: heme binding; monooxygenase activity; oxidoreductase activity, acting on paired donors, with incorporation or reduction of molecular oxygen. The record is from RefSeq and is a predicted model, not a curated record. The coding region runs from base 1 to 1497 and encodes 498 amino acids. Lineage: Eukaryota; Fungi; Ascomycota; Sordariomycetes; Hypocreales; Clavicipitaceae.
AUGAAUACCAUAGACGGGCUUGUAUCGUGGCUUUCCACAUCCGAUUUCUUGGCUUGGCCGCUGGGACUAUGGGCUUUCUACCUGCUUGCCAAAAGUCUCUACAAUAUCUCUCCUCUUCAUCCUUUGUACCAUGUUCCCGGCCCGUGGCUAUCCGCGGCAACGUAUCUCCCUGAAUUCUAUUAUGACGUGGUCAAAUAUGGCCGUUACACAUGGCAAAUAAAGAAGAUGCAUGAAAAAUAUGGCAGUACAAGAAAGCGAGACAAACCUCGCCAUCAAGUCAAUGGCUUAACCGUUGGACGAUCUGCUGUUGCAACUACUGAUCACGACCUCCACCGAAAGCGACGUGCACCAUUGGCAAGAUACUUCUCCAGAAAUAUGAUUUUCCGGUUGGAAGAUGAAAUUCACAAUCUGGUUCAGAAACUGUGCAACAAAAUCUUGCAGUACCAGGGCACACAUCAGCCUAUUGACGUGACGAUAGCCUACAGCUGCUUUACCACAGACGUUAUAUCCGGAUACUGCUUUGGCGAGAGCCUCGGAUUACUAGAACAAAGUGGCUGGUAUCCUAAUUUUCGUGAUCCCACGAUAGCUCUUCUUAAACCUGCCUACAUCUUUCGAUUUUUUCCAUUUGUAAAGCAUUUGAUUGGCCUCGGUGAAUGGUUCAUUCACUACCUGCCUCCAGACGCGGCAUUGGUUAUUAAGACUCUCAAGAUUGAUAUUCCUAACGAGAUCAAAAAGGCCAAGAACUUGAUGAAAGCAGGUUGGAAGAAUAAGCGCCCAACAGUGUUAAAGACGCUACUGGAAUCUGAGCUUGAAGGUCGUGAGAAAGACUCCCAACGCCUGACCGACGACGCAACCGCACUUAUAGGUGGUGGCACGGAGACUGUAAGCUGGGCUCUUACAGUCAUCACUUACCACUUGCUGAGUAACUGUGAACUCAUGUCAAAGUUGACUGAUGAGCUGCGUCAAGCUGUGAAAAACCCGCAACAGUUGCCAUCCUGGACGACACUUGAAAAGUUGCCUUACCUAAGUGGGGUUAUCCAGGAAGGGCUUCGACUAUCUUAUGGCGUUUCUGCUCGCACAGCUCGAAUUCCUACAAAGGAGACACUAGUCUAUCAAGGAGAGUGGAAUGACAGCCAUGUGGAAUACAAAAUACCACCAGGUUAUCCAAUUGGCAUGUCGCCUGCUAUAACGCAUCACGACGAACGCGUGUUUCCGGAUUCAUUUACGUUCAAGCCGGAGCGUUGGCUGGAAGGCGGACACCACUUCAAUAAAGAGUUAGACCGUGGGAUGCUUGCGUUCUCCAAGGGAAGCAGAGCUUGUCUCGCAAAGAACCUUGCAAUGUGCGAGUUAUAUCUGACUCUCGCGGCGUUGAGUUUACGCGUUUUCCCUCACAUGAGAUUGUAUGAAACUACGGAACGUGACGUCUUAUACGAUCAUGAUAUGUUGAUUCCUGGCAUACCGCACGGUAGCAAAGGAGUGCGUGUGGUCAUUGAGUAA